UGUUUGCUACACAGAUUUAGCCAGCCACAGAAAGUCUCCAUGGCGAAUUACGAUUUCAUAACACAGAAUGAGUCGAGGGAUGGUGUUCGUUUUAGCUGGAAUGUAUGGCCAUCAAGCCGUCUGGAGGCUACUAGAAUGGUGGUGCCUCUCUCAGCUCUCUUCACCCCUCUGAAGGAGAGACUAGAUUUACCAUCAAUCCAGUAUGAUCCAGUCCUCUGUAGCAGAUCGACUUGUAGGGCCGUACUUAAUCCAUUUUGCCAAGUGGACUACAGAGCCAAGUUAUGGAACUGCAACUUUUGUUUUCAAAGAAAUCAGUUUCCCAACCAGUACAGAGGUAUAUCUGAACAACACCAGCCGGCAGAGUUGAUCAACCAGUUUACGACCAUUGAAUACACACUUGCUAGAGCUCCUUCUGCCCCUCUCAUCUAUCUGUUGGUUUUGGACACCUGUAUGGAAGAAGAGGACUUGCAAGCUCUCAAAGAAUCCCUUCAGAUGUCACUGAGUCUGCUGCCCCCUAAUGCCUUGAUUGGUCUCAUCACGUUUGGUCGCAUGGUUCAGGUCCAUGAACUGGGAUGUGAUGGAUGCUCUAAAAGCUAUGUCUUCAGGGGUACUAAGGACCUUACUGCCAAACAGAUACAGGACAUGCUUGGUAUAGGACGCACACCAGCACAGGCUCAGAGGGGUAACCAGCAACCGCAGCAACAGCAGCAACCACCUAUGAACAAAUUUCUUCAGCCUGUUCACAAAUGUGAUAUGAACCUGACAGACUUGUUAGGAGAGCUUCAAAGGGAUCCUUGGCCUGUCAAUGCCGGAAAGCGCCCUCUUCGGUCCACUGGAGUAGCACUCUCCAUUGCUGUUGGCUUGCUGGAGUGUUUGUUCCUGAACCAUGGUGCUCGUAUCAUGCUCUUCAUGGGUGGUCCACCCACCCAGGGGCCUGGAAUGGUAGUCGGUGAUGAACUCAAGACAACCAUCAGAUCACAUCAUGACAUUGAGAAAGACAAUGUCAAGUUCAUGAGGAAAGCGAUCAAGCAUUAUGAUUCCUUAGCCACCCGUGCUGCUAAUAAUGGCCAUACCAUUGACAUCUAUGCCUGCAAUCUGGAUCAAACCGGUCUACAUGAAAUGAAGAACUGCUGUAAUAUGACUGGUGGUCACAUGGUGAUGGGAGAUUCCUUCGAUACAUCACUGUUCAAGCAGACUUUCCAGAGUGUCUUUUCCAAGGACCCCAAAGAAGAAUUCAAGAUGGCAUUUGGAGGAGUACUAGAAGUGAAGACAUCUCGUGAGAUCAAGGUAUCCGGUGCCAUCGGACCGUGUUCCUCCAUGGAUGUGAAGGGUCCCUGUGUAUCUGAUACAGAGAUUGGAACCGGUGGAACCUGCCAGUGGAAGUUCUGUGGACUCUACCCAAACACCACGGUGGCACUCUUCUUUGAGGUAGUCAACCAGGUGAGUGAUGAAAUCAAACUUUGUCACAUGGUAUUUAUUUGUGUGCUGUUGUACUAUAUUUCUAUCUAUGUGUCUUGUUAAAUAAUUGUCUCAGUUGCAGGAAGAUAAAAAAAGUUUCCUCCAUUGUGACGCUGUCACAUUCUGCUGCGUCAUACGCGUCACUUAUCAUUUACACUUUUACAAACUUGUUACCUGAUGGCUUACGUUUAGAUUUAUUAACACUAACAGUUGUAUAACAUCUUUUGAUGCUGCCCUCAUGGUUCCAUUUUCUAUAAGGUUUAGUGAAAAUUAGUAAAUGCCUCGACUGUGCUUUUAUCUUACAUACAUGUAUCUUGGCAAAUGUUUGAACUAAUGUAAUGAGAUGAAUAAAGUCAAAUGCAUCCACAUUCCCAUAUAUGUGUUCUUGUUGAUGAUGUUGUCUAGAGGGUUCUUAGGAUCAAAGGUCAUAUUUUGUUAGAUAGCUUGAAUGCACUCUGCCAUGUAAAAUGUUAUUGAUUUUUUCAGAUUGUCUGUUUUUGUCCAUCAUAAUAUACUUUAUGCCUAGAAUUUUGUCUGAUAGUGAUGCUUCCUGCGAUAUUCCCCUAAGAGUCUCAUAUUCUAAAGGUUAUAUUUUAGAAUUAUAAAUUAUGACGCAUUCUUUUUACUGCUUGUUGAUAUUUUUAGGCAGAAAUCUAAAUUUGAUUUCUUGUUGUUUUGAGAUUCAUGGUCAAAUCAGUAUUGCUGUUUUUUUUAUUCAUCAUGGUGUCUGUCGGAUAAAAUUAAAAGAAGGUGGAUUAAAGGGAUGGUCUAGGCUGCAGAUAUUUAUAUCUUAAUAAAUAGAGUAAAAUUCACAGAGCAAAAUGCUGAAAAUUUGAUCAAAAUCAGAUAACAAAUAACAAAGUUUUUGGAUUUUAAAGAUUUGCAUUACUCCGGUGAAACAGUUCUAGGCAUGUGUUCAUGAAUAUUCAUUAGGUGGGCUGAUGAUGUCAUCUCCCCAUUUGUUCUUUUGUAUUCUAUUAUAUGAAAUUAGGUUAAUUCAAAUUUUUUUCUCCCAAGAACUAAAACAAUUGGAUUGACAACUGAUUAAAAUGCAUAGUUAUUUAUUGCCGCAACUUAUUUCAUCAUAAUGGAGACACAUCAUUUACACAUGUAUGAAAAAAUGAAACAAAUAUGAUUUCUUGUAAUAACAUAACAAAAAGGAAAGUGUGGAUGUGAUAUCAUCAGCCCACCUAAUGAAUAUUCAUGACAAUGUGCAUAUAACUGUUUUCACAAAAUAUUGAUAAACUAUUAAAUUCAAUAACUUUGUUAUUUGUUAUCCGAUUUUGAUGAAAUUUUCAGCAUUUUGCUCUGUGAAUUUAACUCUUAUUUAUUUAGAUAUACAUAUUUUCAGCCUGGACCAUCCCUUUAAGAAUACCUGUGUUGUGUGUUAAGAUGAGAUUUUACGUUCUAAAGCCCAGUGUCUUGUUUUGAAAAAGCAUGCAGGAAAAUUGCAGUUGUGAUUCUUGAAGAAUAAAAUAUGUUGCUUUUCAUGUGAUUCAAAUAGUGUCGCCAACUCUUUGUUAUGGAGCAAUGAAUUAUUGUAGUAUACUGUUUUGUACAAUCUCUCCCCAGAAUCAGUUAUUCAAAUUUCAGAAACAUUAAAAUGUUACCACUUGCAUUGUUUCCCUAUCCACCAGACACACUCACAUUGCUCCCAUUUUACAAUUCUUACACUGGCUCCCUGUAAAACAAUGUAUUGAAAUAAUUUGUCAACUAUCCACUGUAUUUAUGGUUCUUUUCUGCAGUUCUCAUUUCAAUCAUUAAAACCUACACCCCUUCAAGAUCCGUACAUUCCUCAACUUGCAGUUCUCUCAUUACCUCCAAAGUUUCCACUCAUCCUCUAUUAAAAUUAUGGAACAGCCUUCCUGAAGACAGUGAAAGUUGUUUAAUUUCUGAAACUAAAAAAAAAUCUGAAUACAUUUUUAUUCAAUUCCUUUCAAAUUUCUCUAAAAGCGCCUUGAGCACUCUCCAAAAUGGAUUUGGCGCCAGACAAGUAGAAUUUAUUAUUCUUUUUAUUAUGAUUACUCGUUAUAUACGGUAGAUGUAUAGCUGGAAAUUUGUUUCCAUGCUUUGCUGGUAUUGUAGAACAAUCAAAUCACUGUAUCGAUCAUAGUAAUCAGGGUUUGCACAUGUUUCAAUGUUCGGUUGGGAGAUUGUAGUUUUGACAAAUCUCAUGAUUUUAAAAGCAGGAUAUCAAAUAAAAAUCUGCUACAUUAGUGUAGAAAUGUUAGUUUGUGAAAACACCCCUACCUACAUGUACAUAUAUCUAUUUUCUGUUUACUAGUAUUGCAGUACAGAUUUACCUUUUUACAGAUACUGAAGUGGAAUAAAAAAAAAUAAUGCAGAUUAUC
Molecule: messenger RNA, 3809 nt
Organism: Lytechinus pictus (painted urchin)
Lineage: Eukaryota; Metazoa; Echinodermata; Echinoidea; Temnopleuroida; Toxopneustidae
Product: protein transport protein Sec23A-like
Exons: 11
Coding region: 40-1521 (493 amino acids)
Biological process (GO): COPII-coated vesicle cargo loading; intracellular protein transport; endoplasmic reticulum to Golgi vesicle-mediated transport
Cellular component (GO): COPII vesicle coat; endoplasmic reticulum exit site
Molecular function (GO): zinc ion binding; GTPase activator activity
Source: RefSeq, a predicted model, not a curated record